AGACUUCUUUAAGGCCGGGACACAGCUCCGCGCAUGCUCAUCAUCAGCCAGGGUGGCAAUACACACGUGCUUACGGCCAGCCGCGGCGCCUGCGCCGUAGCGGCCUGGAGUUGGUGCACGCAGGACGUUUCUCGCACCUUGACUCCUGCCCUCCGUGGGAGCCUGUUUGUGCUUAGUGUCCUGUGCAUACGCCUUGCAAGCGACGGCGCCAUGAGUCUGUCUUCCAGCGUACGAGGUGAGGUGGGACCUGGGAGCGGUCCACUCCAUGCUGGGAAUAGACAACUCUCCUCUGAGGCUGAGGCUAACCAGACUAUGCAGAGCUUUCUUCUCUCCAGCGUUCUGUGGAAUUGGGUUGAAUGGAUCGCAGCAGUUACUAUUGCUGCUGGUACAGCUGCGAUUGGUUAUCUAGCUUACAAAAGAUUUUAUGUUAAAGAUCAUCGCAACAAAUCUAUGGUAAACCUUCACAUCCAGAAAGACAACCCCAAGAUAGUACAUGCUUUUGACAUGGAGGAUUUGGGAGAUAAAGCUGUGUACUGCCGUUGUUGGAGGUCCAAAAAGUUCCCAUUCUGUGAUGGAUCUCACACAAAACACAAUGAAGAGACUGGAGACAACGUGGGACCUCUGAUCAUUAAGAAAAAGGAAACUUAAAUGAACAGUUUUGGUGCUGCAAACCAACUAGUCAUGAUGUUACCUGAUUGUUUAAUUGGAAUGGCUACCACUUCUGUCUAUUUCACUUCCCCUGGGUUCUAGAUGUGAUACAUUGCAAAUUGCAGCUUUCAUACUCACAGCAUUUCUCUUGUUGAACCAUCGUGGUACACAUUUGUUUAAACAAAAAAAGGAAAAAGUAAAAACGAACCUUAUGGCCCAUGGGUUAUCUUGGUCUUGUAAAGAUCCGUUUCUUUACGUUUAAAAUAAUUAUAUUAGAAUAUAGUUAUAUGUUGAAGUUAAUACAUUAAAUUAUUCUCAGAAUGAUGUAUAUGUAGAUUGUACUUUCAAAGAAAAAUCAUCACCUUUUAAUAUUACUUAGUUAACCUAGAAAGUAAAUUGGGUGUGAUUAAGCUAUAUUAAUAUCUUAAUAUAGGAAAAACCUGUUAUGACCUUGAUUCUCUUCUUGACAAACAGAGGUAAUAAGAAAAUAUAGCUUUAUGUUUUCAUAGUUUUUAAUCAAAAUGAACUUUGAAUGUUAUUCUGCUUAAUUAUAAGUGGUCCAGGUCUAAAAUGAAAGGGCACAGUAGCUUCUUUAUUCAUUGGCAUGGAUAUUUAAUUGACCCAUUAAAGGAGCCAAUACUGGAAA
Messenger RNA from Herpailurus yagouaroundi (jaguarundi), 1294 nucleotides. It is a transcript of the gene CISD1, whose product is annotated as CDGSH iron sulfur domain 1. Gene Ontology annotation, molecular function: 2 iron, 2 sulfur cluster binding. Gene Ontology annotation, cellular component: mitochondrial outer membrane; intracellular membrane-bounded organelle. NCBI's taxonomy places the organism in Eukaryota, Metazoa, Chordata, Mammalia, Carnivora, Felidae. Gene Ontology annotation, biological process: regulation of autophagy. Bases 34 to 648 code for a protein of 204 amino acids. The transcript is spliced from 4 exons. The record is from RefSeq and is a predicted model, not a curated record.